AUGAAGCUCCUCUAUCUCGGUAUCCUCCAAAAUGCCCAAGCUCCUGCCGUGGAGCUCUGCGCCGAGCGCGACCUCAGCAGCUACUCGCGCUUCACCAAAGGCAGCAUCAGCGAGUUCAUGACCAUGUUCAGCAAGACCGUGGCUGAACGGACGAAACAGGGCCAGAGACAAGACAUCCAAGAGCAAGAUUUCACAUUCCACGUCUACGCACGAACCCAAGGCAUCGCGGGCGUUAUCAUCAGCGACAAUGAAUACCCCUCCCUGGCCGCUCACCAGAUCCUCUCGAAGAUGCUCGACGAGUUCGUCUCCUUGAACCCGAACGCCGGCUCCUCUCGUGACCCUGUGCCCUUUCCCUCCCUCAAGACGUACAUCCAGGCCUACCAGGACCCACACCAGGUGGACAGCAUCCUCAAGAUCCAGAAGGAGUUGGACGAGACCAAGAUCGUCCUACACAAGACCAUCGAGAGUGUUCUCGAGCGUGGGGAGAAGAUCGACGAUCUCGUGUCCAAGUCGGAGGGCCUUAGUGCCCAGUCGAAGAUGUUCUACACCUCUGCGAAGAAGCAGAACUCGUGCUGCGUAAUUAUGUGAGCGCCGCCGCGACGACGCGACGCCGCGCCGACACCGCUGCCGACGCAUCGGCAUGAUCACCGAGUGGAGGCUAUUGUGUGAGAUUCAAGGUCAUUUCUGUGGAUUAUUUGGAAGCGUUCAGUUGCUACAGGCAUUCGUUGAUGGUUCGAACCAGUUGCUGGAAUUGCGGGCACAUGCGGGACAGGUUUGAUUUACGGUAGAUAACAAGUAACCCGAGAGAAUGCAGUGGCUUGAUGAUUGGAGUGUGAUCUCACCGUAGAGACCCGAGACUCAACAGGUGGCCUCGUCGGUUGUCGCAGCGGUGGAGCCGGAGGGGCUCAUCUGCGAUGCUUAUCUAUGCUCGGGGUGCGGGAUGGUGAUUGG
Messenger RNA from Aspergillus sclerotioniger CBS 115572, 951 nucleotides. Its product is annotated as palmitoyltransferase YKT6. The record is from RefSeq and is a predicted model, not a curated record. Gene Ontology annotation, biological process: endoplasmic reticulum to Golgi vesicle-mediated transport. Lineage: Eukaryota; Fungi; Ascomycota; Eurotiomycetes; Eurotiales; Aspergillaceae. Gene Ontology annotation, molecular function: SNAP receptor activity. Gene Ontology annotation, cellular component: membrane; Golgi apparatus. The transcript is spliced from 4 exons. The coding region runs from base 1 to 588 and encodes 195 amino acids.